AUGUGUUUGGUUUGGUGACGGCGGCUGAGCAAUCUGUUGACAGCACAGACAGCAGGAGCGUCUCCUCCGCGCUCAGGAUUUCCAGCGGUGCGCUCGGUCCGGGAUGUCCGUACCUCUCAGGUCAGGAUUAACGGCAGAACACUGGCACUUUCCGGACACGACAUUUGCAGUGAUGACCUCGAACAUGCAGCUGCCUUGGUGAUCUUGCUGUUGCACAGAGUGAAGAAGUAGAGGCUCUGCCAUAACACCCUGUCUCUAUGAAAUAAUAGAAAGAAGAAACACACCAGCGUAAACAAAUGUGACCAUGUACAGCGUGGAGGACCUCCUCAUCUCCCAUGGGUACAAGGUGCCAAAGCAUAGUGCCUCCUCUCCCUCUACCCCAGUUCCCACGUCUUCAUCCCAGCAGGCACCCUCAUCCUUACCACCAUCCUACAUCAAACACAUUGAAGUCCUGGAGAACCGGCCCGGGUCCAGGUCCGUGAACGGCAAUGAAAGAGGGUCUGGGUUCUCAUAUGGGAGCAGUAGCAGAAUUGCUGAGCCACAGGCAUACAGUGGCAGUUCUCCCAACAACAACAGUGAAUGCAGGGAUAGGAGCCAGUCCAGCAGGGAGAGCGAGGGUCGAAUCCAGACUGACACACACUCCUUGGGAGAGUCACUGACUUCUGACAGCGGGUUCUGUGAUGGCACCAGAAAUUCACAAUGGCAGUCCAAGGAUGUGUCCUACUGGAGGCGCCGAGGCCAAGACUUCACUGUACUGUUGGACUAUGCUGACUUCAGAGAUGCCUGUAGAGGAUGUCAAAGAAGUUACAACAGGUUAGAUGGGUCUCAACAAGCAAGAGGCCAAGAAGUAGCUUCAGUGGAGCAUCAGAGGGCUGCCCAAGACAGGCAGCGCUUGGGAGGCCAGGUUCAAGCCCAGGUUCGAGCCCAAUCUGGAGAAAGAGAUGCUGCUCUUAACCAGUGGAAAAUGGUUGCUGAGAGGAAAUGCCAAAACUUAGCCACAGAUGAGUGGCGUCCAACUGUGGACUUUGGAUGCCAGCUAUCACAGACUGAGGGUGAACGGUGGGCACAGGAACAGCAACGGUUCCAUGCCAGGACACCAGUGGGCAUUGUGGUCCACCCAAAGACCAAAGACAAAUCCCAGUCUCUGCCUCGGGUGUUGCAACCUGACAGCCUGCAAUAUGUUGACAUGAGGUCAUCCGGUCAGGAGCUGUAUAAGCGGACCAAUGGACACCCCGUGUAUUAUCACAAUCUUUACAGGGCAGCCCGUUGGCCAGAUAAUGGCAGGCCAGCUAGUGCUACCCAGCUCUCAAUGACACCAAAGACCCGCUUCACCAGACCCCCCAAACCUCCAUCUUAUGAGAUGCACCAGCAGAUCAGGGGAAGCUGUGAGGUGCUGUCUGGCAGAGACUCAGCCAUUCCCUAUGAGAGAAGCAGAACGCCAUGUCCCUUAUCCAGGUCUCAUCACCCCCAACUGGACUAUUUUGCACAAGACUCUGGACCUCCAGGAUACAUCCCUCCUCCAUCAUAUAAGAGAGCCCCGAUAAUGAGAGGGAGACAUCAGGGCUGCAGGGAAAUUGCUGUUAACUACAGGUACAGAGGAGAUAUGUACCAGCAGAUACAGAUGGCCCCAGAUGGAUCUCACUGGGUCAUCAGACAUCCUACAAGUUUCUGGCCUGAUAUGCAGAGAGAGAGGAGCACAUCCAGUCAGAAGCAUCUUUACCCAGUGUAUACAAAGAAUCACCCUGGUGGGGGGAUCCAGUAUAUUCCUUUUGGUGAUCCCUCGAUCCGCCAUAUAUCUUCAUCCCUCAGUGGGAACUCUCUGACUGAUGCUGACAAGAUCCGCCACAUACGCAAUGAGCUUCCAAGUGUCACCGUGUCAGAGCCUGCAUCUGUUGACAGUGCCUUUUUGCCCCCACCAUUGGGGACUUUCAUCUCUGCCAAAAUGACAGGUGAUAUUAACCAGACAUCUUCUAAUGACUUUGACAAUGCCAGUAGCAGGUGGCAUGGUGAUUUGCACAAACAAACUGUUGAUAACUUUCCAGCAAUUGAUCAAAACUGCAACAACACAUACUCCAAAAACCACCAUUUUUUUCCAUCAAACUCUUCAGCCUUCCAAGCUCCAACAAGAAAGUCUUCAUCCCACCAGGGAUCAAGUUCAGAGCAGGUUUUUACAGAAACAAUUACCCAUGUAAAGAAAAUUGACCCAGAUUUAGGGCCAGAGAACAACAGGAGCACGAAAAGAAAAGUGAGUGAGACAAUUUUCUGCCUUGUGUCUGUACCUGUUCAUACACCAAUCAAUGUCAUUAAAGACUCAUCAGCAGAUCAGAACAACAAUGAAACAAUAUCAAGCCUGACUGUUACCAAAAUGGAGAAAUUUGCUGUAGGACUCAAAGAGGGCCAGAACCUGCGAAGCAAGUCUGUGACGGAGAUGCCUAUUAGAUCCCACUAUUCUCACUUUCACACCAGCAGCUCUCCUUCAGUGAGGAACUACAAGAGGGCUCCUCUGAGGAAGGAGAUAAUAGAUGCUUGGGCACUCCAAGCACGUGAAGACAAAGAAUUGUGUUAUGCUGGCUCUUUGCCUGGAAACCAGUAUCGCAACCAGGAAACCCAGACUGGCUCACCAUUGACAGUGGCAGCAAGUCCAGUCACAACCUUUGGGGAACAAACUGUUGUUCAGUCUGCCUUACACACAACCAGAGACACUGCUGUGGGUACAGAUAGUACCUCAUCUUAUGACUACACUAUGGCAGGUCAGAAUAACCUUCAUCCCUCCAGUAACAGCGCCUUCUCUCGUCUCAGUCUCAGCCCACUGCAGUUGCCAUCAGUGCAAGUUGUGCAACCAGAAAUGUCUUCCCCAAUAAAGGUCAAGAAUCAGGGUGACCCACAGCCAUUGUCACCUAAGAAGAGUACCUCCAGUCCCCCAGAGAAUGCAGAACAAGUUGCCUUUGGCCAGUUCCUUCUAAAACCAAUGAAUCGACGGCCCUGUGAUGCUAUUGGUGAGCUGGAGUGCAUCAACAAGGAGCUCCAACACAGGAUUGGCAAGAGAUCCAAUUUAGCCCGUUGCACCAAGGAUCUUGAUGAGAUGUAUAAAAAAUUAGAUUGGUAUCAGUUCAGAGUGCCAUCACACAACACAGCACACUUUACUGCUGGUCCCGAACCAGGCAGGAAAGCAGUCAGUCUUCUGCACAUAAAUAAACCCAAAAUUAUGAAAGUUAGGUCAGAAUCUUUGGUUUUUUCUACAGAUUUUGACUGUUUGGGCUUAAAGAGUGCUAUGCCUGGGCCACAAGCCAACAUCACAUCAUCAAAGAAUGAGGUAUCACCACUUCACAACCCAGACAGUUACCUCCUGUCCUCACCACCCUCACACAAGUCACACAAGCUCUACAAACCAGACAUACCAGUCCCUCAGGAGUCCCUGCUGAGGAACGUGGGUCUAACGGUGUACACAGAGACUCCUGGUCAUCCUGGAGAACCAAUGCAGCGCUCACUGUCGCUACCAUCUCCACUCGAUAUGCAGGCUGUGCAACAAUCAUGUAAGAAGAGAAGACCACUUGUUAAAAACAGAAGCAAUCCUGAGCACAGUUCACAUGAAGGGUUUCAACUUGAGAAAGAGAUUGGGAAACAGGUUAAUAUAGACAGCAUACCUCAAUUCAGAGGUGAGCUGAAUUUUAAUGUCUGUGGGACCCUGAGUGAAAAUGGAUCAUUUAACAGUGCAGGUUCACCACAUACCAACAGGCUAACUGUCGAGACUGCUGAGGACAAUGAUGGUGGGGAGGAAAGUUCCAAUAUCUCUGAACCUCGAACCUAUAGCAAUGAAUCAACAGUUGCAGAUAAACAUUUGGAGAACUUACUAAUUCAGGAAAAAGUCAGUGUUUCACAUGCAGAAGAUUUAAGUAACUUGUUUGAGGUCAAAUCCGCAGAAGGCAUCCCUGAAAAUGAGUCAGUUGAGCAAAGGGCAGCCAGAAUCUUGGGUAUCGCCAUUCCAGUAGAGGCAUUGUGUGUGACUGACAAACAUACAGAGCACACUCAAACGGAUACAGACACCACAGCAGCCAAGAUGCACAGUGCAAGCAAAGAAACACAGCAGUUGAUAAGACUGGAUGAGCAAGUGCUAAAGGACACAUUGAUUGUUCAGGGAGCAGAAAUUGAUGAAGUUAAGGAGAGCGAAUUGGGUAUAGACUAUGAAGAUCAAAGAAGAAAGCACAGCAACACUCCUUGCAAUAAUGUUGAAAUCACCCACCAUAUUCAGGAGACCCAGUCAACAGUGGCAUUGGACCUGCCUGAGUUCCCACCCACCAGUCUUCCCCUUUCUCUGCCUGUCAUCCCAAAUGGAAAGCGAGGACUGAGCAUGUGCAGUGAGGAAAAUUGGGGGCAAAGUGUAGCAUCCAAACUCACUGAAUCCUUGCCAGAGAAGCCAAGCUUUUCAUCAGUGACACCGCUAAGUCGGUCAACCCCUGAUAGUAUCAUCACUCUUAAAGUGGUGGAAUCAGUACCUUCAAUAAGACACCUCAGUCAUAAAAGUUCUGACUCUGAAGAAGAAGCUGAUCCGAAGGAAAGAGACACAGAGGAGUGUAGACGUCAGGAACAGACAUUGCAGGACAUCCUGAAGAAAAAAAAGGAUGAAGAUAGGAAACUGUUAAAGGAAACCAAAGCUGAAAGUAACUGUAAGUGCAAGGAAGAAAAUAAUGUGGAGAUAUGUAAGAACCAGCAAAGAGAAGAAGAAACCAUAGCAAAUGCAAAUGUAGGAAUUGCACUAAAUGCACAAAGUGAGAAGAGCAACAAAGAAGAGUUAGAUGUAAAAGUGAAGUUAAAAAUUGCAGAGGAUGACACAAAAAAGACUGUGGAGACAGUGAGAGAUGGACAGAAAACAGAACAGGUCUAUAGAGUUGAAGCAACACAAGACACUGAGGGGAAAGAGUUGCCCAAACCAAAGCAGCGCACAAGGCUCAGGAAGCCUCCACUGCUUCCAAAACCUCGCACAGUUUCCAAGGCAGAAGUACCAGUCGCACUUAUCUUCAGCACUGGUUCUUGCGGUCAUGUAGAAGAUGAGGAGGUGCUCUCUGUCUCAGACUCUUACGACCCCAGUCGGGUAGAGAGAGUGUAACAUCUGACACUGCCUUUACCCUCAUUGAAAUCUGUCUUUUUUAACAUUAGCAGCCUUUUCCAGCAGCAAAGCGUUUAUUUCAUCUCCUGGCUUAGUCUGAUGAAGUCAGUCUCCACUUCUCUGACACAGUGACAAAUUGCUUCUCAAUAAAAUGACUGUCUUGGUGCUGCAAGAGCAUUUUUACAGCCAAAUAACGGUACUCUUGGUACUACGUCUGUGGGGCGUUUGUAGCUUCUCAUCCGUCCUUUUCUGAAGAUCACUUCAGUAUUGUUACCCUCAAGCAACAAACUUUAUCCUAUUGAGACCAUCGUAUAUUUUUGGGAAAAAAAAUGAUUGCAUUACCCCAUCUGUAUUUAGACUGUUGAGCAUUGGUUUUGAAAUAUGAAUGUAACUGUUUUUUUUUCCUCAAACAAAAGUAUUAUAUAACAUGAAAGCAAAUAGUGGAAACAGUAUUGCAUUACAAUCAGUAUUAACCUUCACCAAGUGUACGUGACAGAGUUCUAAGUUUUAUUUAGUCUAUAAAAUGUAUUGAAGACAUUUAUUUGCUGAAUAAAUGUAUAUUUUCAUAUCUAUGUUUAAAAGAGAGUAGAUUUUUUGAAGCAUAGUCUCUGAGUGUGUUAGUUUUAAUGAAAGUUCCCACUCUUUAUUCUUGUACUUGUGUUAUGGGAAUGUACUCGGGGAGUCUGGAAUGCAAAGAGAAAACACUGUGGUCCUUGACUAGUUUCACUCAAAAGCAAUAUAGGUGUUAUACGGGACUUUUUAUGACAUGAUUCAUGUAGCAAGUUAGUUACCUGUGCAAGAGUCUGACCUCAUUUCCAUGUCUGCUUCAUUGUUCUUUAGUGUUCGGUUUGCACUGCUGAGAUGACAACUUGUUUUAUUUCUUAAACAUCCAGUAUCCCACGCUUGCACAAAUGAUACGUGGUGUGAUAAUGUCCUCCUCACUUUCUCCUGCUCAUUUACUCAGCAUUUGCAGUGUGAUUCAGUUUUAGAUGUUUGUGUUUUCAAUCAUAGUGUUGAAGAAGAAACUGAAGGUCCAUAAAUAUUUAGAUGUUGGUAAACACUUAUUUCAGCGGUAUACCACAGGAAUCGAGAUUGGAAGCGAAUACACAUCCUGUGCUGCUGACAUCAUUAGGUCACAUCAUCACUGUCUUUCCUCAGGGGACACAUGGUGAAUUCAUGUUCACAACAUGACUGCAGUCAGUAUAGACAAAA
Thalassophryne amazonica is the source of this 6316-nucleotide messenger RNA. RefSeq names its product junctional cadherin 5 associated a (gene jcada). The transcript is spliced from 5 exons. Gene Ontology annotation, cellular component: ruffle membrane; adherens junction. The record is from RefSeq and is a predicted model, not a curated record. Lineage: Eukaryota; Metazoa; Chordata; Actinopteri; Batrachoidiformes; Batrachoididae. Gene Ontology annotation, biological process: positive regulation of blood vessel endothelial cell proliferation involved in sprouting angiogenesis. The coding region runs from base 305 to 5104 and encodes 1599 amino acids.